AUGUUUGAAGCUAUUUUUAACGAGUUAUCUUAUGCGAAGCUCUAUAACGAUAACAGUAAAGUGCGAUCAAAUGGUUUGGUGAUGAAUGUGCAUUUAAACAACGAAAUUAGACUGAAGUCAUUCGCCUGGAGGCAAACGUGCAAGAAAGUCAAAGUCAAAUAUAUGGGCUCAGCAUUUACAUCAGGGAAGCAAUUGCUUCGUCUCACGAAUUUUGCUUUGGCUGCGCUUAUUUUACAACGCUCUGGCGAUGUUGCUUUAUUACUGAAUCCUGGCUCCAUAUCUACUCAGUUGCCAAAGAAACACCUUCACCUUGGUCAAGUAAACGUUAAUGGUCUUAGGAACAAGACAAUGGAGAUUAAAGAUUUGCUGAACGACACUGGAAUUCAUCUCCUCGCUCUCACUGAAACGAAGUUGGACAACCUAAUUCUUGACGGUUCUGUGGCUAUUGAGGGCUAUCAGUUUUUAAAAAGGAAUAGAAAUGGACAUGGGGGAGGAAUUGGCUUAUAUUCUAAAGACUGUUUAGUCUGUAAAGUAAGGAAUGACCUAUGCUCGCCGUAUAUUGAAGAUCUCUGGGUUGAAAUUUGCAGACCAAAAGCGCCCAAGAUGUUGUUAGGAAUAUUUUACUGCCCCCCAAGCGCUAAUAAAGACUAUAUGACUCAUGUGUAUGACUCUUGGGAUAGGGCCACGGACGAAAAUUAUGAAACAUACGUAUUAGGUGAUUUUAACAAAAAUUUGUUUAACCAGGAAGACUCAGCGCUCUUAAGAUCGUACGCUGACAUUUGUGGUCUAACUCAAACUGUAUCCGAAGCGACAAGAACAGUAAAUACUGCUCGUUCUACAACAACAACAUGCCUUGAUCUUAUAUUCACCAAUAAUCCUGAACAAAAUAUGUCUAAUAGACACUUCCCGAAUUUGCUUGAGUGCACACGAAACAAUAGCUUGGAAUCGAGGCGGACAAUGUAAUCCAUUGGAAAACUAUACUUAUUUCCAAUGGAUUACAUUGUCCGCCUCGAUUCCAAGCUAUUGUUUCGUGUGCACUCAAGCAAAUUCGGGAAGUGUCUAUUGUAAAGUUAUUUCUGUAGGUUUUACCGAUCACGAUCUUACGGUAUUGUCGAUAAAGUCUAAAAUUCCCAAAGGACCUUCGAAAGUGGUUUACAAACGUAGUUAUAAGCAUUUUUCUGCAGAGAAAUUUAUUAAUGACUUGAAACUUAUUCCGUUCUGGUUGGUUGAAUCGUCGGAUGACCCUAAUGAGGCACUUGAUACAUUUCUUAAUCUGUUCAGAGAUAUUGCGGACAUUCAUGCCCCUAUUAGGAAAUAUACAGUUAAAUCAAAACCCGCUCCUUGGAUAACUCAAAAUAUUCGCGACUUAAUGUUGAUGAGAGAUGCAGCAAAACGUGAGGCGAAGGUCUCUGGUUUUCCUUCUGACUGGGCGGUUUAUAGGAAAUUGAGAAACCAUGUCGUUAAGGUCAACAGAGAAAGCAAAAGAGCAUAUUUUCUUGAAGCUAUUAAUAAUACCAAAAAAGAUCCAAAGUCAAUGUGGAAAACAAUAAACAAUCUGUUAGGACGCUCAAAUUGUCCAAUACCAACUUAUGCAGAGAGUAAUGGUGAAAUUUACACAAAACCUAAAGAUAUUGCCAAUCAUUUUGCAAAGUUCUUUAAUGAAAAAAUAAAGAAAUAUAGAUUUGAGAUGUCCAACCCGAUAGAUACGGAGUAUGUAACUAAAUCAAUUACCGAAAUAAUGACUGGAAAAAACUGUCGGUUUGAGUUCUCAUCUUUAAGUCUUUUAGAAGUUCACAGCUGCCUUGCUAAGCUUCCAGAUACUAAAGUGACAGGCGUAGACGGCAUUGAUAAUUUUUUGCUUAGAAUUGCGUCGAAUAUCAUAGCGGAACCUAUUAGAUACAUUUUUAACUGUUCAUAUGCGAAGUCAAUAUUUCCUGAUCAAUGGAAAGUAGCUAAACUACACCCGAUUCCCAAAGAUAAGAAACAGCCUUUUGAAGAUAUAAAUAGUCGACCCAUCAGUCUUUUAAAUGUAUUAA
Molecule: messenger RNA, 2036 nt
Organism: Paramuricea clavata
Lineage: Eukaryota; Metazoa; Cnidaria; Anthozoa; Malacalcyonacea; Plexauridae
Source: the annotation of a GenBank genome assembly